AUGUACGAAAAUCAAAUGUCUUACGACCAGAUCAAUUUAGCUGAUGCUAGUGGACAAUCAACCGAGGCACUAAAAGUCCCUCCAAAUGCUUUCUCAUUAUUCUUUAAAGAGCAGCAUGAUCAAUUAACAAUCGAUAAUCCAAUCUUAUCUGAAAACGAUAUUUGCAGACAAAUAGGUAGAGUAUGGCUUUUGUCAUCUGAUGAAUUCAAACAAAAAUACAGAGCUGAAGCGCGCAAGCUUAGACUUAAGUUUAAAGCAGAUAACCCAACUUAUUCAGAUAAGCUUUUAAAGAAAAAGAAACCACGCCCAGAAUCAGCAAACGAGCCACAUCCUAUUACUGUUAAAGUUAUUAUUAAUCAUGAUCAGGUUUCUACAGAAAUAUUAGGUACAUCAGUACCCGCAGAUAAUUAA
Trichomonas vaginalis G3 is the source of this 411-nucleotide messenger RNA. Its product is annotated as HMG-box family. NCBI's taxonomy places the organism in Eukaryota, Parabasalia, Trichomonadida, Trichomonadidae. The transcript has a single exon. Bases 1 to 411 code for a protein of 136 amino acids. Gene Ontology annotation, biological process: anatomical structure morphogenesis; cell differentiation; regulation of DNA-templated transcription. The record is from RefSeq and is a predicted model, not a curated record. Gene Ontology annotation, molecular function: RNA polymerase II cis-regulatory region sequence-specific DNA binding; DNA-binding transcription factor activity, RNA polymerase II-specific.